Messenger RNA from Lagenorhynchus albirostris (white-beaked dolphin), 4224 nucleotides. RefSeq names its product anoctamin 8 (gene ANO8). NCBI's taxonomy places the organism in Eukaryota, Metazoa, Chordata, Mammalia, Artiodactyla, Delphinidae. The coding region runs from base 186 to 3917 and encodes 1243 amino acids. Gene Ontology annotation, molecular function: chloride channel activity. The transcript is spliced from 18 exons. Gene Ontology annotation, cellular component: plasma membrane. Gene Ontology annotation, biological process: chloride transmembrane transport. The record is from RefSeq and is a predicted model, not a curated record.
GAAUCGAGGUUCGGCGCGGGCGGGGACGAGAAGCAGCGCUCGGGCACGCGGGGACGGCGGCCGGCGCGGGCGGGCGCGGCCUUUGUCUCCUCCUCUGGCGCGCUCCGUGGCUGCACCCGCCCCAUGAGCCCGCGGUCCCCCAGCGCCUGAGCCGCCCGCAGCCCCUGACCUGCCCUGCCCUCGCAAUGGCCGAAACUGCCUCCGGCACCGGGGGUACGUCCCUGGAGGGUGAGCGUGGCAAGAGGCCCCCGCCGGACGGCGAGCCUGCAGCCCCGGCGUCCGGAGUUCUGGAUAAGCUUUUUGGGAAGCGGCUCCUGCAGGUGGGUCGGUACCUGGUGUCCCACAAGGCAUGGAUGAAGACGGUGCCCACAGAGAACUGCGACGUGUUGAUGACCUUCCCAGACACGACCGAUGACCACACGCUGCUAUGGCUGCUGAACCACAUCCGCGUGGGCAUCCCCGAGCUCAUCGUGCAAGUCCGCCACCAUCGCCACACGCGUGCCUACGCCUUCUUCGUCACCGCCACGUAUGAGAGCCUACUCAGAGGGGCCGACGAGCUGGGUCUGCGCAAAGCAGUGAAGACUGAGUUUGGCGGGGGCACCCGCGGCUUCUCCUGCGAGGAGGACUUCAUCUACGAGAAUGUGGAGAGUGAGCUGCGCUUCUUCACCUCCCAGGAGCGCCAGAGCAUCAUCCGCUUCUGGCUGCAGAACCUCCGUGCCAAGCAGGGAGAGGCACUGCACAAUGUGCGCUUUCUGGAGGACCAGCCAAUCAUCCCUGAACUGGCGGCCCGCGGGAUCAUCCAGCAGGUGUUCCCAGUCCACGAGCAGCGCAUCCUGAACCGCCUCAUGAAGUCAUGGGUGCAGGCUGUGUGUGAAAACCAGCCUCUAGAUGAGAUCUGCGACUACUUUGGCGUGAAGAUUGCCAUGUACUUCGCCUGGCUGGGUUUCUACACAUCGGCGAUGGUGUACCCGGCGGUCUUCGGCUCUGUCCUGUACACAUUCACAGAGGCUGAUCAGACGAGCCGGGAUGUAUCCUGCGUGGUCUUUGCCCUCUUCAACGUGGUCUGGUCAACGCUCUUCUUGGAGGAGUGGAAACGGAGGGGAGCAGAGCUGGCCUACAAGUGGGGGACGCUGGACUCACCCGGGGAAGCUGUGGAGGAGCCACGGCCCCAGUUCAGGGGCGUGCGGCGCAUCAGCCCUGUGACUCGGGCCGAGGAGUUCUACUACCCGCCCUGGAAGCGGCUGCUUUUCCAGCUGCUUGUGAGUCUCCCCUUGUGCCUCACCUGCCUGGCCUGUGUGUUCCUGCUCAUGCUCGGCUGCUUCCAGCUGCAGGAGCUGGUGCUGAGUGUGAAGGGGCUGCCCCGUCUCGCCCGCUUCCUGCCCAAGGUCAUGCUGGCCCUGCUGGUCAGUGCAAGUGCCGAGGGCUACAAGAAGCUGGCCGUCUGGCUCAACGACAUGGAGAACUACCGGCUGGAGAGCGCCUACGAGAAGCACCUCAUCAUCAAGGUUGUCCUGUUCCAAUUCGUCAACUCAUACCUGAGCCUCUUCUACAUUGGCUUCUACCUCAAGGACAUGGAGCGCCUGAAAGAGAUGCUGGCCACGCUGCUGAUCACCCGCCAGUUCCUCCAGAAUGUUCGAGAGGUCUUGCAGCCGCACCUGUACCGGCGGCUGGGCCGUGGCGAGAUUGGCCUGCGGGCUGCCUGGGAGCUGGCCCGUGCCCUGCUUGGCCUACUGAGCCUCCGGCGCCCUGCACGCCACCUCGAAGCCCAGGCUGAAGAGGGUGUCGGUGGCAGCAGCGGUGGGGGGGGCCGCAGGUGUCUCAGUGGGGCCUGCGGGGCACCUGAGGAGGAGGAGGAGGCCACCAUGGAGCGUCGGCCAGCGGGGGAAGGUGGGGAGGUGGGGGACGGGCCUCGGGGGGGCAGGGAGGAGGAGGAGGACGAGGAGGAGGAGGAGGACGAAGAGGAGGAGGACGAGGAGGAGGAAGGCGAGGAGGGCGGCCUCCUGGACUGCGGGCUUCGGCUGAAGAAGGUCAGCUUUGCUGAGCGGGGGGCUGGGCGGCGGCGGCUGGGCCCAAGCCCGGAGGCCCUCCUGGAGGAGGGGAGCCCCACCAUGGUGGAGAAGGGGCUGGAAGCUGGCGUGUUCACGCUGGCCGAGGAGGACGAUGAGGCCGAGGGGGCUCCCAGCAGCCCUGAACGGGAGCCCCCGGCUGUCCUGCUCCGCCGGGCCAGAGGUGAGGGCCGCGACCAGGGCCCCGAUGGGGGCCCAGACCCAGAGCCGGGCUUGGGUGACUCAGCCCGGAAGCAGCGGCGGCAGAACCGGUCAUCUUGGAUCGACCCACCCGAGGAGGAACACUCGGCCCAGCUCACCCAGGCUGAGCUCGAGAGCUGUAUGAAGAAAUACGAGGACACAUUCCAGGACUACCAGGAGAUGUUUGUGCAGUUUGGCUACGUCGUGCUCUUCUCGUCUGCCUUCCCCCUGGCUGCCCUCUGCGCCCUCAUCAACAACCUCAUCGAGAUCCGCAGUGACGCCCUCAAGCUGUGCACGGGGCUGCAGCGGCCCUUUGGGCAGCGGGUGGAGAGCAUUGGCCAGUGGCAGAAGGUGAUGGAGGUCAUGGGCGUCCUGGCAAUCGUAGUCAACUGCUAUCUAAUUGGCCAGUGUGGGCAGCUGCAGCGCCUCUUCCCCUGGCUCAGCCCCGAGGCGGCCAUCGUGUCCGUGGUGGUGCUUGAGCACUUCGCUCUGCUUCUCAAGUACCUCAUCCACGUGGCCAUCCCCGACAUCCCGGGCUGGGUGGCUGAGGAGAUGGCCAAGCUGGAGUACCAGCGCCGGGAGGCCUUCAAGAGACAUGAGCGCCAGGCCCAGCACCGCUACCAGCAGCAGCAGCGGCGGAGGCGAGAGGAGGAGGAACGCCAGCGCCACGCAGAACAUCAUGCCCGCAGGGAGCGCGACGCCAGUGGCCGGGAGGAAGCUCGGGCUGAGGGCUCCGGGUUGGACCCUGCUGCCCCAGAGAAGGCCUCGGCCAAGGCCAAGGGCAGUGGGGCGGCAGGAGGCCAUGGGCCGGAGCGGCCCAAGCGCCCGGGGUCCCUGCUGGCACCUAACAACGUCAUGAAGCUGAAGCAGAUCAUCCCACUGCAGGGCAAGUUCCUGUCGUCCGGGGCUGCAUCCUCGCUGGCCGGCGCGGGGGCCAACCUCACUGCCCGGCCGCCCCCUGCCCCGUCUCCCACAGGCAGUGACACCCGCCUGCCGGCCUUCCUCAGCUUCAAAUUCCUCAAGUCACCCGAGACCCGGCGGGACCCAGAGCGUAGCCACUCGCCGCCCAAGGCCUUCCACGCCAGCAAGCUCUUCCCCUUCGGCGGGGCCCGGGCUGAGGCCGGGUCCAACGGGGCGGGCGGGCAGGCCCGGCAGGACGGGACCCCCAGCGGUGGCAGUGGUGGUAGCCGAGCCCAGCGGAGUGGGCCGGCAGACGAGGCCGCAGCUGAGGAGCCGGACACACCCCGGCCCGAAGAGGAAGGCUCAGGGACAGCGCCGGCCCCGGUGGGCGCCCCGGCCCUCCGCACCCGCCGCAGCCGGAGCCCUGCGCCGCCGCCGCCGCCGCCGCCAACACCGCUGCCCCGGCCCCCGACGCCACCCGCCGGCUGCUGGCAGUGGGACGGGCCGUGGGGCUGCGGGGGCGAGGGCGCCGCCCCCCGCCAGGCCCCUGCCGCCGCCGCCGCCGCCGAGUGUCCGCCCUGCGCCCUCGCCGGGCCCCUGCCCGCCCCGGCAGCUGGCGUCCUGCCGGGGGCCGCCAGCUUCUACAGCCUCCCGCCGCCGCCGCUGCCUCCCACCUCCGAGCCCCCGGAGCCCCCGGCACCGUCGCCCAGCCCCAGCUCCAGUCCCAGUCCCAGUCCCCAGGCCGUGUGCUGGCCCAGCGGCUGGCAUUAGCUCCGCCCGCCCUGCCUUCCUGUUUUCAUAUGCAAUAUCAAUCACGGACGGGGCGGCAGCCGCCACCCAGAAAACGCUGCUGUCGGUGUAUCCCAGUAUUGGCUGCCCCCUCCUGGGUCAGGGCCGGGGGCCUGGGGCCCCUCUAUCUGCCGUUUUCCUUUCGACCAGGAUGGGGGGAAAGGAAAGGAACCCCCCCAAAACAACAGAAAACACACACAGAAUAGGCGAUUAUUUAUUUGUUUUUAAUUUAUUUUGUCAUAUUUUUGUAAAACGGCAGAAAUGCAAUAAAAAGUAUAUUUCAACAGUG